AAAGGCUCAUUCUUAUCUAAUCUCAGAAUAGAAUAGAUUAGCUUCCUAGCACUGGCAAAUAUCUGAUUUUUAUAAAAUUAUUGUUUCGAUCGUGGAAUUUAAAAAUAUUGAAAACUGAUUCUAUAUAUUUAUACUCUAUGUAUUCAUAAGUGAUCAUUAUUUUGGUUGACACACAAAAUAAGUUCAAUCAUUUUUAGGAAGAGAAGUUGUUUUAAAGAUGGAAAUAUCUAAUACCCUACUCAUAAUUAUUUUUUCGGUAAUAGGAGUGUUAAUAUUGCUUAUAUCCAUAGCCGUUGGAGUCCAGUUUUAUCUAAUUUCGAAACUAUAUAAGAGAAUUAAAACUUUAGACCCUAUGAGCUCCUAUAAAAAAGUAGGUCCGUCAUUAUACAUUAAGAGAGCUCAUGGGCAAGUUAGCUCUGUCAGUUCAAGUUUUAAGCAUUAUGGAGCUGAAUCUAAUAAAGAUGUUAAGAAUACUGAAACGCCUAAUCCUAAUGUCAAAGAUGGUGGUACAUUGGACAGAAACUUUUUUACAAAAACUAAUUUUAAUUAUGACAAUCACUUGAUGAACAACGAUGACAACUAUCUGCAGAGUGAAUACGAAAAUGAUUUGCCAUUAGAAAGAGAUACAUUAGAACGCAGCGAAAGGGAAGCAAUAUCUAAACUAGAAUCAAUAUUAUACUGAGAUAAAAAGAUAAUAAUUUUGGUUAGUACAUUUUUAUACAAAGCAAAUAUAUAAUUUUGGACUCUAGGAGAAUAAGGAAAACUUACUCAUUAUUGUUAUUAUAUACCUACCUUUUCAAUAAAAUUAUCUCAAUACA
Molecule: messenger RNA, 818 nt
Organism: Sitophilus oryzae (rice weevil)
Lineage: Eukaryota; Metazoa; Arthropoda; Insecta; Coleoptera; Curculionidae
Exons: 4
Coding region: 218-682 (154 amino acids)
Source: RefSeq, a predicted model, not a curated record